This is a messenger RNA of Ochlerotatus camptorhynchus, 3992 nucleotides long. It is a transcript of the gene bowl, whose product is annotated as brother of odd with entrails limited. Gene Ontology annotation, cellular component: nucleus. The transcript has 3 exons. Gene Ontology annotation, molecular function: RNA polymerase II transcription regulatory region sequence-specific DNA binding; DNA-binding transcription factor activity, RNA polymerase II-specific. The record is from RefSeq and is a predicted model, not a curated record. Gene Ontology annotation, biological process: embryo development; regulation of transcription by RNA polymerase II; embryonic pattern specification. Bases 1275 to 3443 code for a protein of 722 amino acids. NCBI's taxonomy places the organism in Eukaryota, Metazoa, Arthropoda, Insecta, Diptera, Culicidae.
CGGGCGAUUCAGUCUGAGAGAAUUGAUCGUGCAUGAACGACGCACCUGUGUCCGUCCGUGUUCGAAGCGAACGUUCUGCGCAAGUCCCGGGAAGUGCUAAUUUUGAGUGAUCCUUUUUCGAGGUGAUGUGAAGCCCUGCUUGUUUCGUGACCCUUUAUGCGCGAUUGGAGGGCAGGAAUAUUGUUUUCUAGUGCCGGAGAGAUGUGAUGUUUGCGCGGAGAUUUCGGGAGCGAUGCGAUUUCGCUUAAAGUGUCUUUGAAGAGUGAUUGAGUACACCUACCGAAAGGGGGAUGGAACAAGUGGUUGUGAACCGAUCCACGGUUGGUGGGAAAGUCAAGAUGGAGGCUGCUGUUGUUGCCGUUUAAGUUGUUUUUGCGAAAAAAAAAAGUUUAUCGGAGAUUAUGUCGAUUGAAGAUUGGUAGUGGCGGCGCUUGUAUCGAGGUUAAGGAAGCUCGCAAGGAGCGCAGAAGAGCACGCACGUUGAACCAGUGCAUUUGCGGUUUGUGCGGUGCAAAAAAAAAAACAACAAAGAAAAAGAGUAUUUUUUUUAAGUAUCCUCCAAAAGUGACCGAAAAACGCCAGAGCUUAACCGCAAUAAAAUUUUAUCGAAUUUUGUGGUCAUCGCUCCAAGCAGAGCAAAGCUGCUAAAAUGUGCUGCCCGGCGGAGUGUGGUUAAUCGAGUUGGAAAGGAUUAAAGGUUAAAUGGGACCCGGCGCAAACUGGUGAUUGUGAAAUACACUCGUAAAAAGCGCGUCAAUUCGCUGGGAAAACGACGCAGUGCAGUGAUAAAUUUAAAACAAAUAAGCAUAAAACAGAAAAAGUCCGCGUCGUGAAGUUGCGCGAAUGAGCGAAUAAAAAAAAAAGAAAUGAAAUCAGGCACGAGGUGAUACCGAAAACCGGCGCAUAAAAUAAAGGAUCAGUCGGCUGGAAAUUGAAAUUAAAUCAUCCCCAAUUUGGAUUACAAUUAUUGGAUUACGUGCCAAAACGGGAGGUAAUCGGUGGAAGGUGUUGUUUUAGCUGUUUAGCAGAGUGUGUGGUGUGUCGCAGCCCCAGCCACCGUCCCGAGGAGUGUUGUUUGCUAAAGUAAUUGAGCUGCACCGCGCUCACCGGUGUGGCCCGCGCGUGUAUGUGUGUGCCUCUGCAAGCCAUAUUUGGACUAAAUGCAGCACGGUGACACAGCUCAGUGACAGCAGACGUGAUUGCAGGGACAGACUGCGAACGACGGAGAUAUUUAAGUCUGAGAGACAAGUCAGGCUGCAGCGGAUAGAGAAAGAAUGCCUACCGAAGGUGUGCUGGACGAUCAUGGGAUCGCAACAAUGUCACGUCCGUCACGGAUCGACCAGUUCCUAGCCGGUAUGGGCGGUGGUGGCGGCGGUAAUGGCGGAAAUCCACCGUCGUCUCCCACGAUGCGUGGAUCGUCCGGUGGAUCUGCAUCGGCCAGUGGUGGCAGUCAAUCGGCGUCCUCCUCCCGAUCCAGCUUCGACGGACAGUUGGGAGGCUUUCCACCACACAUGAUGAACCCUGCCAAUCAACACCACGGACGGGAAAGUUCAGCGUUUGUACCCGUUUUGCCAUCCCGAUCGAUGAGGCCUGGACUCUAUCCGGGGAUGCUAGAUGGACCGGAUGGAAUGCCUAAGGAUGGUGUGCCCAAGCGUGGAUCCAGUUAUGAGCUGAUGGCCAUGAUGGCGGACAAACGGAAAGAACUGGCGCUGAGAGAAGCGGCUGCUGCAAUGCUACUGCCAAGACCUGGAGGACCUCAGGUUCAAUCUCCUGGAGGAAUGUACCCACCACCGGGAGCGUUCCUGGGUGGACCUGGCCCAUCGCCUACUUCAGCGGGAACGUUCACUUUUCCGCCUGCUGGAGUGGGGUUGUACGGACCGGGAGUUCCACCGGGAAUGCACCCUGGACUGGAUCGAAGACUGCUGCGAGCCCCCGGACGGGCAUCGCGCCCCAAGAAGCAAUUCAUCUGCAAGUUCUGCAACCGACAGUUCACCAAGUCCUACAAUCUACUGAUCCACGAGCGUACGCACACCGACGAACGGCCGUACUCGUGUGAUAUCUGUGGGAAAGCCUUCAGGCGGCAGGACCAUCUACGAGACCACAGAUACAUUCACUCCAAGGAAAAGCCAUUCAAAUGUACCGAGUGUGGAAAGGGUUUCUGCCAGUCGCGAACGCUGGCUGUGCACAAGAUACUGCACAUGGAGGAAUCGCCGCACAAGUGUCCGGUGUGCAAUCGAAGCUUCAAUCAGCGUUCGAACCUGAAAACACAUCUGCUAACUCAUACGGACCACAAACCGUACGAGUGCAACUCCUGUGGAAAGGUAUUCCGAAGAAACUGCGACCUGAGGCGUCAUGCACUUACGCAUACGGUCGGCGAUGUACCGUCGGAGUCGCUGGACGUUGGAGACGACGACAACAAUCUCAGCGGCGACGAAGACGAAUCGGUGCUGGAGGUAGACUCACCGGUUCAUUCCCCUGCCGGACGGACUAGAUCGCCGUCUCCUCCGCUGGAUAUGCCAGUUUCUGCCGAACUGGACGACGAUGACUAUCGUCAAGAGAACGAGGAGGAAAAUGACGAAGAUGAAACGAUCAGCGUUGCAGGUCAUGAACCUGAUCCAACACCAGUAGUCCAGUGCCAUCACGAGAGACCUAUGGGGUCCAGAAGUCCGUACACAAUGCGUCCUCAGUAUGACUACGGAAGCAGGUCUUCCUGCUCAUCCCAAUCUUCCCAACACUCCCAGGCUCUUCAGAGCCCCAACGGUGAAGAUCUGACAACCAGUGGACCCGGACCUAUCCCUCAGCAGCAUCCGCUUGACAUGUUCAUCCCAAUGCUUCACGUCCGCAGAGAUCUCCACCAAAAGGUGGGGUUGAUUGGACGAGCAUCAGCAACGAUUACCAGUGGUCUCAUGGAAUCGGGUGGACAAUUUUUCGGACACAAUCCUCUGCGGAAACGAGCCAUGGGUCCCGAUGGAGAGCCCUAUCCCAUCAUGGGACGUCCACUCUUGUCUUCCCAUCUUCCACCUGCCAUGAUCAAUCAAAGACCUUUGAUGAAGCCCUCCGAUGACCCUCAUAAACCUCCUUCCCACCCAUCCGACUCACCACACGAGCCUGUUCCAAUGAUUUCACCAUCCGUACCUUCCUCCCCGUCCCUCCUGUCUCCACAUGUCAACUCACCUACCCACCCCUUACAACUCCCACUGCCCCCUCCAUCGCAACAUCCGAUGAAUCUCGUCAACCUUUCGAAUCUCCCGCCUCCCAGAGCGCAAUCCCCUCCGAAUCCAGCCACCUCCUCACCACUGCCAUCCAGUUCCAAUCAACCACCGCCAGCCUCUGUCCGACAAUCACAACAGUCUCCAGCUGCCCCUCCCCAAACACCACUGGGUCAGCAACCACCGCAACCACGCAAGACCGGCUUCAGCAUAGAGGAUAUCAUGCGCCGCUAGGAAGGGAGAAAAAAUGCUACCAACAGCGAUCCGAUCAAUCAAUCAAUCUACACGGUUAAUUAAUGCUAAUGAAUUCUACAAAUGUACAAAACAAAAAACAAAAACAAUGACGAUAACGGCGUUAGGACGAAAGUUGGAUAGAAGGCAGGGAAGGUAAACCGAGCGAGAGUGUCCUUCCUUUCUUUCAGCUUGUUUUACCUCCCGAUUGGGGAAGACGCUCUGGCUGAGGGGGUGAAAAACGAGACUAAUCAAGGCUCUAGUUUGCGCUCACAUUAUUGAUGGCUUCCGUCACGGCGCGCUUCCUUCGGCGGCGGGUGGGAGGUGGUUUGUGCGGUUUCCCUGGAGGGAAUGCGAAAAGACAAAAAAAAAACGCUGCACCAGUGCUGAUUGGUACCGGUCUGUGAUACGGUAGUUAGUGGUUCGAUAGUAAUUAAGAUGAGUGGUUUUCGCUCGGUUGACAGGAGGCUAGAACUUGGCAGUAGAAGAAGAAGUUUUCAACAUUGGGCUUGCGAACUCCGAACUUAAUGAAAAGCACAUAGGGGAAUUUAC